AGAGUCCAGGAGGCUGGGGGUGGACUCCGCAGGGAGAGCAGGAGGACCCGGGACUUCCUGGGCUGGAGGUGGACCCGCAACGACUUCCUGUGCCAGGCUUCUGGGCGGCACUGGACGAUGGACUCUGACCUAGAACGUGGCCGUCCUGUCCUCAGCCUCCCCCAGUCCUGGCACCAUCCCUGCCGCUGCCAUGCUGACCCCCUGGACUGCGCUCCUCUUGACUCUGCUCCUGGCUGGGGGCUCCGUGAGCCAGAGGGCUCGGAGACCCCCUCGGCCGGCGUCCCCCAUCAACACCAUCCAGCCCCAGGUCAACUUCGAUGCUCACCAGUUUGCAGGGACGUGGUUCCUUGUGGCCGUGGCCUCCUCAUGCCGCUUCCUGCAGGAGCAAGGCCACCGGGCUGAGGCCACCCUCCUGCAUGUGGCUCCCCAGGGCGCAGACAUGGCUGUCAGUACCUUCCAGAAGCUGGAUGGGAUCUGCUGGCAGGUGCGGCAGCUGUACAGAGAUGGCAAAGUCCUGGGCCGCUUCCUGCUGCAAGCCCGAGGUGCCCGCGGGGCAGUGGACAUGGUCGUCGGGGAGACAGACUACCAGGGCUUCGCCAUCCUGUACCUGGAGCAGAAGCAACAGCUGUCAGUGAAGCUGUACGCCCGCUCACUCCCCCCAAGUGACUCGGCCCUGAGCGCCUUUGAGCAGCGGAUCCAGAGGGUCAACCUGACUGAGGACCAUGUCCUCUUCUUCCCCAAGUAUGGUUUCUGCGAGGCUGCAGACCAGUUCCAUGUUCUAGAUGAAGCCGGAAGGUGAGUCCUGGCAGCAGACCUGAACUUGGAAUGAGUGAAGACCCCAGAGAUGGUGGCACCUGUGACCCCACUCACUGAGCCCUGAUGCCCCACAGGGUCAGGGCCACCCAUGGGUGACAGCCAGCACCCACAUGUUCAGGAGUACUGCCUUCAUUAAACGCUGCAUCCUAGCCCCUGGUUC
Nyctereutes procyonoides (raccoon dog) is the source of this 976-nucleotide messenger RNA. It is a transcript of the gene C8G, whose product is annotated as complement C8 gamma chain. Lineage: Eukaryota; Metazoa; Chordata; Mammalia; Carnivora; Canidae. The record is from RefSeq and is a predicted model, not a curated record. The transcript has 7 exons. The coding region runs from base 191 to 799 and encodes 202 amino acids. Gene Ontology annotation, biological process: complement activation. Gene Ontology annotation, cellular component: membrane attack complex.